Molecule: messenger RNA, 2002 nt
Organism: Pelodiscus sinensis (Chinese soft-shelled turtle)
Lineage: Eukaryota; Metazoa; Chordata; Testudines; Trionychidae
Source: RefSeq, a predicted model, not a curated record
GGAGAUUUUGCACACUUCCCCUCGCUUCCUGGCCCUGAUUGGCCUGGGGACAGAGGGGGGUGGGCAGGGCAUCCGCGGGCCAGACCAAUUGGCUUGGUGGGCUGGAUUUGGCCCACGGAGGCUCUUUUGCCCACCUGUGGCCUAGAGGCAGAGAGCCUGUCUGAAUCCUGCUGCACCACCAACUGGACUUUUAGUGGCCCAGUCAGUGUGGUUGACUGGAACACCAAGGUCCCUUUUUGACGGGGGCUCUGGUCGAAAACUGGACACCUGGCAACCCUAAACUCCAUUGGGCUAGGGGCAUGGGUUAGUGGCAAAGCCUGGCCCCUGCAGGCCAUGCCUGGCUGUGUCCCCUGAUGUCGUCCAAAGGUGGGUCCCUGGUUCUAAGAGCUGCCCACACCUGGUGGCAGCAGUGGGAACUGUCGCCACAUCUCUCCCUCCCAGAAAGGUGAUUACUGUUUGUCCCCAUGGCUCUUGGACAUGGCGUAUUCUGCUUCCUGGUACUUUUUGGGACUCUUCCCUGUGCUAUCUGUUAUCAAGGGUGUUGGAAGAGAGAGAAUGGCUCUGUCCCAGUCUCUCCUCUUUACCACAGGCAGUGCAGUCACUCGUCUGGGCUCAGAUGGGUCUUCAUGCCCCCACACUGAGACUCUCCCUUCAGGUCUGUAGUCACUGAGCCUGGUUAGCAUUUUCCUUAGUAUUGAAGUGAGGGAAUUCCUAGGCCUCACCUGGUAGGUUUCUGCAGAGAUCUGAAGGCAGCCAGCUUGUCACCUUCAAUUGUUUCAUCCCUCCCCAUCCAUGCAAAGAAAAGCACCUGUUCUGACACGUUCCACCCAAGAUCUCCAAGGCUUUGCGCUCCACUCUCAUGAACCCUGCUCUGAAACAUUUUUAUCAUCUCCAGUUUGCAGCUGCGAAAACCAAAGGAUGCAGGGAGCAGGCCCAGCUAAAGGCGAGCGUGAUUGAAGAGGACACCGAGGAGUGGCAGAAGGAUUUGGCCUUUGCAGGACUGGAGAGAGUGGGAGGAGUAGACCUGUCUUAUGGCAAAGAAAAUGACACAAUUGCUUGUGCUUCCCUGGUGGUUCUCAGCUACCCAGAUCUGGAGGUGCUGUAUGAGGAUUGCCGGAUGGUGACCGUGAGUGCCCCCUAUGUGGCAGGAUUCUUAGCUUUCCGAGAGGUUCCUUUCCUGGUGGAAGCUGCUCAGAGACUUCAGGAGCGAGAGCCUGGCCUCAGGCCUCAGGUGCUGCUCGUGGACGGGAAUGGCAAGCUCCAUCCCAGAGGGUUCGGUGUAGCCUGCCACCUGGGGGUGCUGACAGGCCUCCCCUGUAUUGGUGUGGCCAAAAACCUCCUGCAGGUCCACGGCCUGGCCAAGGACGAGCUGCACAAGGAGCAGAUCCGCGACCUGCAGAUGGGCGGAGCCACGUUCCCUCUGACGGGCACCUCGGACAGAGUCCUGGGCAUGGCCCUGCGCAGCUACAACAAGAGCACGAAGCCCAUCUAUGUCUCUGUGGGCCACAGGAUAAGCCUGGAGUCGGCAGUGCGCCUGGUCCAGUCCUGCUGUAGGUACCGGAUCCCGGAGCCCAUCCGACAGGCUGACAUGCGAUCCAGAGAGUACAUCCGGAAGCACCUGCCCGCCCCGCUGGGGAGCACGGCUCCGGGGCCAGCGAGGCAGGAAGAGGCGGAGCCUAAGCAUUAAUCUGGCACCAGGAGGACACUGCCUGGCACCAGUAUGAACUGGAACCUUCAACCCUCCUCUUGGAUCAGAGCUCUGAGCCCUCUGGCUUGACACGGCACCAUGGCCGGCCGUCCAUGCCAGGAACUCGGGGCACAUCAUGGGGCGAAAAGCCAGGAGGACCGGAGAUAAACCAAGAGACUGGCUCCCCCAUGGCUCUGCUCAGGGGGGCCGGAGCCCCAGCUCUGAUGCUUGGCACGUUCUAGAGACUAUUUUAUAUGUCUGAUUUUCAAAGCACAUGUGGCAAAAAUACAUUCUGGCCAGCAGCCGUGCACUGAA